GGCAGGGGCCGUCUCAUGGGGAGCGGGUUCGUGGAGACGGACAACAACAUGGCCGAAGAACAUGGCGAUACACUCUCAGAACCAAACUUGGAAGGACAAAUACAGAUGUCAGAAAACCCUCAUGCAGAAUAUGGUCUCACAGAGAACGUGCAGAGGAUAGUUGAGAAUGAAAAACUGAAUGCGGAGAAAACAUCAAAGCAGAAAGUGGAUCUGCAGUCCCUUCCAACUCGGGCAUAUCUGGAUCAAACUGUCGUGCCCAUUCUUUUACAAGGUCUAUCGGUUCUGGCAAAAGAAAGACCUCCUAAUCCAAUUGAAUUCUUGGCUGCCUACCUUCUGAAGAACAAGACACAAUUUGAAGAGAGAAAUUAGCUUGUACAGAACUACGGGUUUGGACCACUCCCAUACUGUUGAGGGCAGAAGUGACUCGGAGUUUGGAUAUCACAGUUUGUAUAAACGAAUUUUAAAGUAAAAUGAGCCAGUGUGGAAGACCAGGAUAUUUAUGGAAUGGCUCGGUGUCUAUAUAUUGUAACUGCAGGGUUUGCCCAUUUAAUGUAAUUUAUGUAAACAUUGAUUCUAAAUAAAGCAACUGUUUUUACAUGUA
This is a messenger RNA of Amblyraja radiata (thorny skate), 601 nucleotides long. RefSeq names its product dpy-30 histone methyltransferase complex regulatory subunit (gene dpy30). The transcript is spliced from 5 exons. Bases 16 to 369 code for a protein of 117 amino acids. The record is from RefSeq and is a predicted model, not a curated record. Lineage: Eukaryota; Metazoa; Chordata; Chondrichthyes; Rajiformes; Rajidae. Gene Ontology annotation, cellular component: Set1C/COMPASS complex.